UAAGCCACCUUGACCUUACGUAGAUCUCUCUAUAUAAACAAAGAGAUACGCCAUGCUGCCGCCGAGGUCAGUGUUAAUUACAGGUGCGAGUCGUGGUCUCGGGCUAGAAUUUGUCAAACAGUUCCUUCAGGCACAAAGCCCACCCGACUUUCUCUUCGCAACAUGCAGAAACCCGGAAACCGCAAAGGAAUUACAAGAGGUAGCCAAAUCCAACUCUUCGGUAACAAUUAUGAAACUAGAUGUAAACGAACCUAACUCUUUUAACGAAGCCAGAAAAAUUGUGGAGUCUAAACUCGGAGAACAAGGACUAAAUCUACUUCUUAACAAUGCUGGCAUUAAUCAAAAGGCAUCGCUGGAAGCCGUAACACCGGCAAUGAUGUUAGACACAUUCAAUACAAAUGUUAAUGGUCCUCUGUUUACAACAAAGACAUUUCUCCCACUACUUCUACGAUCUGCGCAGACCUCAUCACACAGCAACCCUUCCUCCGCCGUAGUAAAUAUGUCCUCUAUAAUGUCCUCCAUUACACUGACUGAAACAUCAAAUUCGGUAGAAUACCGAGUCUCAAAAGCAGCUCUGAACAUGUUGUGUAAGAUUCUGCACAACGAACUGAAGGACAAGGGAAUCCACGUUGGCGUUUUACAUCCGGGAUGGGUUCAAACAGACAUGGGAACCACCGCCGCUCCUGUUACCCCCUCCCAGAGCGUCAAAGGUUGUCUGGAGGAGAUGUUGAAAAUGAACGCAGACAACGCAUGCGUUCUGACAGAUUAUUCCGGGAAACCGUUACCAUGGUGAUAUCUGAUAGGAGUUUUACAAGCAUUUCAAUUGUAUUACCCUUGCAAUGGAAUGGCAGCUAUAUAUAAAGUAGCUGGAUAAGGUUAUACUUCUAGUUCCAAUAUAUCUGUCAAAUAUCAGGAUUGUAUUAUAAGACUGAUAAGUAUAGGAUCUUUUUAAGUAGGUAAAUGUCCACAUAAGCACAUCUAGAUAUUAUUAUAGUAUUGUACAUUCAGCAAGUUGUCAAGUUGUUUGAAGAUUUUGGAUCUUCACAUAUAAAAUAAGAAUUAAAAUA
This is a messenger RNA of Saccostrea cuccullata (small rock oyster), 1067 nucleotides long. RefSeq names its product C-signal-like. The transcript has 5 exons. The record is from RefSeq and is a predicted model, not a curated record. NCBI's taxonomy places the organism in Eukaryota, Metazoa, Mollusca, Bivalvia, Ostreida, Ostreidae. Bases 53 to 793 code for a protein of 246 amino acids. Gene Ontology annotation, molecular function: oxidoreductase activity, acting on the CH-OH group of donors, NAD or NADP as acceptor.